This is a messenger RNA of Procambarus clarkii (red swamp crayfish), 858 nucleotides long. NCBI's taxonomy places the organism in Eukaryota, Metazoa, Arthropoda, Malacostraca, Decapoda, Cambaridae. The record is from RefSeq and is a predicted model, not a curated record.
AUGGCGUCUCUAACGCCUUCAACACCACACAACGUCACCAACGUCCUCAACACAUCACAGCGUCUCCAACGCUCCCAACACCACUCGGUGUCUCCAACGCCCUUAGAACCUCACGGCGUCAGUAGUGUGGUUGAGGACUACGGCGACGCGCGCGGCACCUGCCAGGUGUCAGUCACCUUCAGCCCUCAACACCACACGGCGUCUCCAACACCCUCAACACCAAAGGACGUUUUCAACGCCCUCAACACCACUAACCGUCUCCAACGCCCUGAAUGCCACACAAAGUCUCCAACGCCCCCAACACCUCCCGGUGUCUCCAACGCCCUUAACACCACAUGGCGUCUCCUACACUCUCAACACCACACGGCGUCUGCAACGCCCGCAACACCACUUGGCCUCUUCAACGCUCUCAACACCACUCGGUGUCUCCAACGCCCUCAACGCCACACGACGUCUCCUACGAUUCAAACACCACCCUGCGUGUCCAACGCCCUCAACACCACACGGCUACUCCAACGCCCUAAACACCACACGGCGUCCCCAACGCCCUCAACACCACACAACGUCCACCACCUUCAAAGUCACUCGCCGUCUCCAACGCCCUUAACACCACACGGCAUCCCCAAAGCCCUCAACAUCAAUCAGCGUCUCCAACGCCCUGUUCACCUCUCGGCGACUCCAACGACCUCAACACCAUACGGCGUCUCCAACACCCUCCACACCACAGGGCGUCUCCAACGCCCUCAAUGCCACUUACCGUCUCUAACGCCCUCAACACCACACAACGUCUCCAAAGCCCCCAACAACACUCGGAGUCUCCAACGCCCUCAACAUCACUCGGCCUCUCCAACGCCCUGA